Molecule: messenger RNA, 850 nt
Organism: Anoplophora glabripennis (Asian longhorned beetle)
Lineage: Eukaryota; Metazoa; Arthropoda; Insecta; Coleoptera; Cerambycidae
Gene: slv
Product: sugar transporter SWEET1
Exons: 4
Coding region: 173-826 (217 amino acids)
Biological process (GO): carbohydrate transport
Cellular component (GO): membrane
Molecular function (GO): sugar transmembrane transporter activity
Source: RefSeq, a predicted model, not a curated record
UCUUUCUAAUUUUGAGAAUGAGAAUGUUUUGUGUAUAUUUGGCAAGUUUGACAGGUGGAAAACAUUUAGUUAAAAAAAUAUAAAGAUUAAAUACAACAGGAUGGAUUUGUGGGCAAUAUAAAUAGUAUAUUUGUAUUUUACAGUUCAUUAUUGGUGUAUUUCAAAGAAAAACAUGAACGACGCUGAUUUCAAAAAUAUUCUUGCCACUACAGCCUCAAUUUGUACGAUACUUCAGUUUCUGACUGGAACACUGGUUUGUCAAAAAAUCGUACAAAAUAAAAGUACUGGUGAUAUGUCUUCGUUUCCAUUUGUUAGUGGCUGUCUUUCAACAAGUUUAUGGUUAAGAUAUGGAUUUUUAAUACAAGACAGGUCAUUAAUAUUAGUAAAUACUGUAGGAGCUACAUUAUUUUUUGCAUAUGUUGUUACAUUUUAUUUAUACAGUAUUAAAAAGACUUCUAUUAUUCGCCAGUUCCUAGGAAGUUUUUUGUUUCUUAUAGUAACAUUACUAUACAUACAUCGUAUAGAAGACGUAGACACUGCUAAAUCUAAUUUGGGUUUAGUGUGUUGUAUCGUAACAAUAUUAUUUUUUGCAGCCCCUUUAGCAUCAUUAUUACAUGUCAUAAAAGUAAAAAGUACUGAUAGUUUGCCAUAUCAUCUUAUAAUUGCAACAUUCAUAGUAUCUCUACAGUGGGUCAUAUAUGGUAUUGUAUUAGGAGAUAAAUUUAUACAAAUACCCAACUUUCUAGGAUGUGUCCUAUCAGCAUUUCAGUUAAGUUUAUUUAUUAUUUAUCCAAAGAAUUCAAAAAUUUAUCCAAAUGUUAUUUAAACAUUGUCAAAAUAAUUGUUUCUA